AUGUGGUCUGCACCCACGACUAGGGAGAUACUGCUCGUGUCUGCCUUAUGGAUUACUCUCCUCAUCUUGUUCCAAGCCCCCGGUCGAAUAACGAACUCGAUAGCGGCAGUACCUUUUGGAUUCAAUAUCACUUCGAAAACCAACGCAAACGUCGAUUCCGUCCCUGUUCCCAAGUCCUACAAAACCCGGCUAUCAUGGGGGGACAAGCGCGUCCCCAAGACCAAGCUUCUCGCUCACGUUCCAGGAUGGACGAUCUUCGACCGCUUAUAUCUCAUGAAUGGCAUCGUAUACAUUGUUUCUGACGAACCAGCAUCGAUUCCGGACAUUUCGCUCAUGCUGUCGAAAGCAAAAUUCAUAGAAAACGGUCCUGGAGAGAUUGAGGGUCGGCGACCGGACGCAGAGGACAUACAGGUCAUUAGUACGAAGGCAGCGAAGAAGCUGUUUGGUACGGGGGCUCAGAUCAUCGAUGGUGUCACAUUCUAUGUAAACGACCCCUCGCAAUUCAUCACGCACUAUUACCACUGGUCCGCAGAACUUUGGUUCGGAUUUUGGAGGACGUAUUCGGCGCUCGACCCAGCCAUUAGCCCGACUGGACACACCUCGCUACCUCCGCCUCGCCGAAUCAUGUUCUCUCACCUUAACGGCGAUCAUUGGCGUGACUACGCAGCUAUGAAUCAGUGGACCCUCUUAUCUUCCGCGCCUUCCAUCACCUUAGAAUUCGCAGAAGACUUCCGUGAACGCGCUGACCUAAAGAGGCCCUUUGUCUUCACUCGCAUCAUUCUGGAGGACCGCUCGGCCGUUAUGUAUGGCUACAACUUCCAACGUUUCCAACGCAUCUCCUCCGUACCUUUCGGCCUUCCUGGAAGCGUACACUGGUGGAUGACAAUUCGCCACUCCAUCGUCAGUUUCGCUGGCGUAGACGUAGCCUAUGGAGAAGCCAAAACUUUGGGGAACCAUACACAUCAAAGAGUCGGAGAAAGCACGUCUGAUACGCCUGUUAUAACCUAUAUCAGUCGGCAGUCCUGGGGUAGGCGAAUGUUGAUCCCUGCGGAUCACGAUAAGCUAGUAAAAGAACUCUACAAACUUCGCGAUAACUACGGAUACGAAGUCAACAUCGUGUCCAUGGAUAAAAUGUCUAGACAGGAGCAAAUUACAUUGGCGGCCAAGACUACGAUCAUGAUGGGUGUGCAUGGAAACGGGCUUACCUCGCUCAUCUGGAUGAACCCGACGCCUCGAUCCACUGUCAUGGAGUUCUUCUACCCCGGUGGCUUUGCGUAUGACUACGAGUACACUACAAGAGCACUAGGCAUGACUCAUUACGGAUUCUGGGGUGCUGACUAUUUUACGAACCCAGAUUCACCGCAGGUCGCGUACCCUGAAGGCUUCCAAGGUAAUUCCAUUCCGAUAGAUGGUGCGGUCGUCGCUCGCCUGUGUCACGAGCGCUUGCAGCUUAUCUCAGAGCUCGACGACUAG
Messenger RNA from Pleurotus ostreatus (oyster mushroom), 1473 nucleotides. RefSeq lists its product as uncharacterized. Gene Ontology annotation, cellular component: endoplasmic reticulum. Gene Ontology annotation, biological process: protein O-linked glycosylation via mannose. The record is from RefSeq and is a predicted model, not a curated record. NCBI's taxonomy places the organism in Eukaryota, Fungi, Basidiomycota, Agaricomycetes, Agaricales, Pleurotaceae. The coding region runs from base 1 to 1473 and encodes 490 amino acids. Gene Ontology annotation, molecular function: protein O-acetylglucosaminyltransferase activity. The transcript has 6 exons.